AUGAGUAAUAAUUUCAUCUAAAAAAUAACAGAAGAAGAAGAAGAAUAUCUUGAAAAUUUAGGAAUAUAUAAAAAAUUUCCAUAUUUAAAAGAAGAAAACUAAAAAUUUAACUAGUUUGCUGAGUCUUUUAUCAAAGAUUAUAAUACUGAUAGUAGAUCUGGGGAUAAUUAAAUUGAAUAUUCAAGUUAAAAUCUGAAAAAUGAUUUAGAUUUACAAAAUAAUUAAUCUAAUAGUUCGAAUGAAAUUGAAUAAACUAAAAGCCCUAAAUCUAACACAUAAUCCAAAAUGUUGAAUUCUUCACAUAAAAAUUUUGAUAGUAGAUUAGAAAAUGUUAUUUAUCAAAGUCCAUAACAAUUUUAAGAUUCAACAAAUGAUAAUAAAAAUGAAAGUGAUCAUCUUAAAAUUAGAAGUAGUCAUAAAUUAGAAACCUUUUAAGAUUCACCAUAUAAUGAAGAAAUUAAAAAGACAUCAAAAAUGAGUACAGAUUCAUAAACCUCUGAAGAAAAAAUAAAAAAAAACUUUUUUAUUAAAUUAGUAGAUAAUAUCUUAACUAGAAUCAAAAAUUUAGUCUUCCAAGAUUAUGAUUCUCAGUUUUAUGGAUUGGAUAAUUAAAAAAUAAAUUUAGAUGAGAUAAAAAAAUAAAGUGAUGGUAGAAUUACUUACAAAAAUAAAUAGGAUUUGAAAACAAUUACUUUUUUAACAUCUGGAUAUUUAACUUAGGACAUCAAAGUCUCAAUUAAUUUUUUAAGUUUAGCAAAUACUAAUAAAAUAGAUUGUUAAGACAAUUUGUUUAUUUUUUUCAGAUGGUCUGAUAGCUCAUUAUUAGAUAUUGCUAAACUUUUUGAUAAAUGCUAAAAAAAACCUUCAAUUUAUAAAUAUUAUUUUUACAGUUUGAUAAAUAAUUUUUUAAUGAAACAUUUUAGCGAUAUUACAAUAACAGCAAUUUAUUGGUUGGCAAUAGCAUUUGAAAAAUAUUUGGAGUUAUAUCCUCCCUUACUUAACGGUUUUAUUAAAGGAAUUAAAUGUAAACUUGAUAAAAUGAUUUAAAACUUUAAACAGGCUUACUAAGAGGCUAAAAAUAGUGGUGCGGUUUUAGCUAAAUGUAUAAACAAACUAAAUUUAAUGGGAAAUUUAAAUAUAGAUUUUAUAGGUCACAGUUUAGGAACUGUAGUAAUUGCCUAUGCUUUGAGGGAUUUAUCUAUUCCUGCUAGAUAUUUAAUGCUUUUUGGAGGAGCUGCAACAACACAAGAAAUUGAAGUUUAUUAGCACAAUUUUUAAAAGUGUUAUAAUUUCUAUUCUGAUCAUGACAAAGUGAUUUAAGCAUUUCUAAAAUAUGCAAAGCUGAUUGAUGAUUAAGAUUUUAUAGGAGUAAAAUCAUUUGGCUAAAUAAAAGAUAAAUUUUUCAAUUUAAAUACAAAAAUUGAUCACAUGGUUUAUAUAUUAGAAUUUGAUAAAUAUUAUAAUACUGCAAUGGCAGAAUUUAAUAAGUCUUCUAAUAGUAUAGAUCUUAUUGAGAAACCAAAUAUAAUGAAAAUAGGAUUUGGAGGAUUAUUACUUUAUUUAUUAAAAAACAAUUCUUAAAGUAAUUAAGUAUCUGUAAUUUAUAUGUUUAUUCUCUACAUAUACUAUUUGUUUAAAUGA
Tetrahymena thermophila SB210 is the source of this 1641-nucleotide messenger RNA. Its product is annotated as transmembrane protein, putative. The transcript has 2 exons. The record is from RefSeq and is a predicted model, not a curated record. Lineage: Eukaryota; Ciliophora; Oligohymenophorea; Hymenostomatida; Tetrahymenidae.